Molecule: messenger RNA, 843 nt
Organism: Trichoderma gamsii
Lineage: Eukaryota; Fungi; Ascomycota; Sordariomycetes; Hypocreales; Hypocreaceae
Exons: 2
Coding region: 1-843 (280 amino acids)
Biological process (GO): rRNA processing
Molecular function (GO): snoRNA binding
Source: RefSeq, a predicted model, not a curated record
AUGCCCGUUCAAACUAGGAGAAGGGCGGCUAUGCAAGACACGCCUGUAAAAUCAGAUGCGAGUGCCACAAAGAAAUCAAGUGCGAAAUCAAGCCCCGCGCAGAAGCUGCCAGUGAGAGAGAAGGAAGAGGAAGAAGUGCCUAUGCCAACCAAGGGCACUCUCAAAGUCUUUGACGAUGAGGAUGAAGAUGAAGCAAAGGCUCCUCUUGAGUCAUCAUUAAAUCCAAUUGCUGGAACAGCGGAUGCAGUUGAGGACGAGGAAGAGGAGGAAGAGGAGGAUAGUGAUGAUGAAGCUCCUGAGGCUGUGUCUACGACCAAGGUGGCUAAACAGAUCAAGAAAUCCGCACAAGUUGCUCAACAGGCAGCCAAAGAACAAGCUGCUACACAAAAGCGCAAGCGUCAAUUGCGUGAUGAGCUUCUCAAGAAACAAGCCGAGGAGCGAAAGAAGAUUGAUGAGGCCAAGGAAGAGGCAUCCGUCACUAAAUCACAAAGCAAAAAAUCCGAAGCCAGCAGCGGAAGGAAGCGAGUGCAGAAAUCUGACAUCCCUGCCGUUCUCCCCGCCGAGUUCUUGGAAGAUUCUUCAAGCGAAGAUGAGGACGAAGAUGCUGCCGAUGCUGUUUCAGGGCCGAAGAGGCGAAAGGUUUCCGGAGUAGAGAAGAGGCUUACACGCCUGGAUGCUGGGCCCAAGGACGAGGUCUUGAACUCUACAGUAUACCGGGUGGCUAAGAAGACGGACGAAAGAAUGACACCGAAACUCAAGAAACAUACCAAGUCUUCCAAGGACUUGCUCUUGAAGCGAAACCGGCCUGCCGCCAAAUCUGGAACUGGAUUUUUUAAGAAAUGA